This is a messenger RNA of Cucurbitaria berberidis CBS 394.84, 3557 nucleotides long. Its product is annotated as Xpo1-domain-containing protein. Gene Ontology annotation, biological process: tRNA re-export from nucleus. The transcript is spliced from 4 exons. Gene Ontology annotation, molecular function: tRNA binding; small GTPase binding. Gene Ontology annotation, cellular component: cytoplasm; nuclear matrix; nuclear pore. Lineage: Eukaryota; Fungi; Ascomycota; Dothideomycetes; Pleosporales; Cucurbitariaceae. The record is from RefSeq and is a predicted model, not a curated record. Bases 157 to 3267 code for a protein of 1036 amino acids.
CUCUCGCCCUGUCCAAUGACCCGGUAGCAUCACUCGACUUCUCUCCUCCUUGUCACUACCUCCGCCACUACCUCCGAUGCCCAUUCCUAUAGUUGAACACCCUCAGUACUGUUCGUGACUCAACCAAACUUGUCCCGCACCCAGACGGUGGAGGAAAUGGAGGCCCAGGUUGAAAAUGCUAUCCAAAUCGCCUCGAACCCCACGUCGAGCCAGCAGCUGCGCGGCCAGGCCAUAGAAUACCUGAACCAGCUGCGGACCGAAGGCUCGGCAUGGCAAGCAGCCCUCAGCCUCUUCACGCGUGACCCUCGACCCUCCGACUUCGUUCGCCAUACAUCCCUCGACCUCGUAAACAAUGCCGUCCAAGAGCACCGGCUGGACGAACAGAGCCUCGCCUACAUCAAGGAGACACUCAUGGGUCACAUACGGCAGUCGUAUGCGCCAGGCAGUAGCGCUGCAGACACGAACCACAUACAGAAUAAGCUGAUGCAGACCAUCACAUACAUCUUUGUAGCAUUAUACCCCUCUUCGUGGCAAUCCUUCUUCGACGAUUUCCGCGCCUUGGCCGGCGACCAGGCAACCAUCGGCAGCGUCAACACCGCUACCACAAUUCUAUACCUGCGUAUGCUCGGUCAAGUACACGACGAGAUCGCCGAUCAGUUGGUUGCUAGGCCAGAGGAUGAAAAGAAGCGCAAUACCGAGCUGAAAGACCUUAUUCGACAACGAGAUGCCCAGAAGAUCUCAAUAUCAUGGCAAGAGAUUCUAGGCAAGUGGAGGGAGUCAGAUCUGGGCCUCGUGGAGAUGUGUCUGAAAACUAUCGGACGUUGGGUUAGCUGGACCGACAUCAAUUUGAUUGUGAACCAAGCCAUGAUCCAAACCUUCCUUGAAAUGGCCGGCCAACAAGGUAUAGCUGACCCUGAGAGUCCGGCGGGAAGAGUUCGGGAUGCAGCAAUUGACACUUUCUCUGAGAUUGUGGGCAAAAAGAUGACUCCCGCAGACAAGGUCGAGCUAAUUCUGUUCCUGAACCUUUCGGAAGUUGUUGGCCAGCUCAUCAACAGCCCGGCAUUGGCAGAGUUCAACAGUCCAAAUUACGAUAACGAUCUCGCGGAGACAGUAGCAAAACUCGUCAACAACAUUGUCUUUGAUAUCGUCAAGAUCUUAGAGAAUGACUCAGUUGACGAGCAAACCCGCCAGCGUGCUGAUGACCUCAUCCGCAUCUUCACUCCGUAUCUGUUACGUUUCUUCGCCGACCAAUACGACGAAGUCUGUUCCACCGUGAUCCCGUCCCUUACCGACCUCCUCACAUUCCUUCGCAAGCUGCAAAAGAAAUCAGGGACGGUACCACCUCAAUACGCCGCCGUACUGCCACCAGUUUUGGACGCUAUAAUCGCAAAGAUGAAGUACGAUGAGACGGCAUCCUGGGGUGAGGAGGGCGAUCAGACGGAUGAAGCAGAAUUUCAAGAUCUUCGACGAAGGCUCCAUGUACUGCAACAAACAGUGACCACGAUCGAUGAACCAUACUAUAUCGAAACCCUUAGCCGCCUGGUCAAUGGCACGUUCGGCCGCUUGUCACAAGGCGAUCAAACGUUGAACUGGCGCGAUCUCGAACUAGCUCUACACGAGAUGUAUUUGUUUGGAGAGCUGGCGAUUCGUAACCAGGGACUUUUCGCGAAGCGUGAGCCUUCUUCUGUCGCUGCUCAGCACCUUGUGGGUAUGAUGAACAGCAUGAUCGAGUCUGGUCUUGCAAAUUACCCACACCCUGCUGUUCAGCUCCAGUACAUGGAGAUCUGCGUCCGCUACUAUCAGUUCUUUGAACAAAAUCCUCAUCUGAUUCCCAAGGUUUUGGAGAACUUUGUCCAGCUUACCCACAACAACCACAUCAAAGUCCGCUCGCGAUCAUGGUACCUCUUCCAGCGCCUAGUAAAGCACCUGCGAGCUCAGCUUGGAAAUGUCUCGUACAAUAUUAUCCAGGCGGUUGGUGACUUGCUUACAAUCAAGGCUGAGCUGCCAGAUACUUCCGAAGAUGAGAUGUCCUCAGACGAAGAAGAUCAGUCUGCCGAUGCACUCUUCAACUCUCAGCUUUACCUUUUUGAAGCUGUUGGCUGCAUUGCUUCGUCUAACACGGUCUCGGUGGAGAAUAAGAAACUCUACGCACAAACGAUUAUGAGUCCUUUGUUCACUGAUUUGCAGCAGACGCUGCCUCAGGCGAGAAAUGGUGAUGAGCGAGCAAUUCUUCAAAUCCACCACAUCAUUAUGGCACUCGGAACGUUGGCUCGCGGUUAUUCCGACUGGGUCCCUACCAACAACAACAGCGCUGUUCCCCAAAGCGAGGUGGCAGAUGAGUUCAUCAAAGCAUCCGAAGCCAUUCUCGUCGCCCUCGAGUCGCUGAACACUUCUGGUUCAAUCCGUCACGCGGCGCGCUUCGCCUUUUCGCGCAUGGUCGCUGUCCUAGGCUCACGGUUACUUCAGCAGCUGCCUUCUUGGAUCGAAGGACUUCUCUCGUUGAGCUCAUCGAUGGACGAAAUCAGCACUUUCCUAAAAGUCCUUGGUCAGAUCAUUUUCACCUUCAAGGCAGAGAUCGCUGGCAUCUUGGACACGGUCAUGACUCCGGUUCUGCAGAGAAUCUUCACCGCACUGGCGGUGACUCCCUCAGGCACAGAUGACGAGAUUCAACUGGCUGAACUCCGGCGAGAGUAUUUGAACUUCAUUGUUGUUGUUCUCAACCAUGGUCUCGGAUCUGUGCUCGUUAGUAAUACAAACCAAGCAACCUUUGAACCCGUCAUCUCGUCUAUCGAGACCUUUGCUCGCGACACUCACGAUUAUCCGACCGCGCGUCUCGCCAUCUUUGUGCUCAUUCGCAUGAUCUCUGUCUGGAGUGGCCCCGACAAAGUGGGGCCAAACGCAAACACCACACCCACUUCGCCGAUCACCACACAGGCACCGCUGCCGGGCUUCGACAAUUACGUAGUGGAGCGAUUCUCGCCUCUCGCCUGGUCAAUCCCCGCUUCGCCAGGGUUUAACUCCAAAGACGCGCAGGCCAAGCAGGUCCUAUUCGAAGCCGCCAAUCUCCAGACCGAGAUUAUCAAAAAGGUUGGCGAGCCGUACGUCGAGCGCCUAAAGAGUGAUCUCAAUGGUGUGGGAGUUGGUGACGAUGGUGUAGACCAAUACCUUCGCACGCUAGCCGGCGCGUUUGAAGGACCAAAGAAAGAGAAGGAGUGGAGAAACUUCUUUACUCAAUUUGUCGAGCGCAUGCUGUCCAGCAGGGCAUAGGAGGCCUUAAGACUAGCUCAGGUUCGGCGAGGAGAACUGAUCUUAGGGUUUGCUAAUGGUAUGGCGAAAUGUUUUCUGCAUGGGAGGCCGGCAUCAUAUGCAUCGUAGCGGGCGCCAAAAGGAUGGUAGCAUUUGGCAUGUUUUCGAGAUAACCCCCCAUAGCACUAGCUCAGUUUCUAGCUAGAAUGCAACAAGAUAAUUUUCAAUCCCAAUCAUCAACACAGGAUGUUGUAUGUUUCAGAAGGUUCGUUUUCUGGAAAAUUCAACAUAGUCCUCUGAGUCAUUCCCAC